Molecule: messenger RNA, 3180 nt
Organism: Larimichthys crocea (large yellow croaker)
Lineage: Eukaryota; Metazoa; Chordata; Actinopteri; Sciaenidae
Gene: rhogd
Product: ras homolog gene family, member Gd
Exons: 2
Coding region: 161-736 (191 amino acids)
Biological process (GO): small GTPase-mediated signal transduction
Molecular function (GO): GTP binding; GTPase activity
Source: RefSeq, a predicted model, not a curated record
CCGCCACAGAAAAGAACUACAACUCCCGGCAUGCAUCGUUUCCGCAUGUCGCCUUUUACGUAAUGGACAGCUCCCCGGAUGCGGCUGUGAUUGACUACACCAGGCAAAAAGAGAUCGAAAGCCGAGUGGCGGUGCUGCAGCCCCAGUGGUCGUUGGCAGGAUGCAGACCAUAAAGUGUGUGGUGGUGGGUGACGGGGCAGUGGGUAAAACCUGCCUACUCAUCUCUUAUACCACCAAUGCCUUCCCCGAAGAGUACAUCCCCACGGUGUUUGACAACUACAGCGCUCAGAUGAGCGUGGACGGCCGCACUGUCAGCCUCAACUUGUGGGACACGGCGGGCCAGGAGGAGUACGACCGCCUGCGCACCCUCUCCUAUCCGCAGACCAACGUUUUCAUCAUCUGCUUUUCCAUCGGCAGCCCUUCCUCCCACGCCAACGUGAGGCACAAGUGGCACCCCGAGGUGUCUCACCACUGCCCCAACGUGCCUAUCCUGCUGGUGGGCACCAAGAGGGACCUGAGAGGCGACGCAGAAACAGUGAAGAAGCUGAAGGAGCAGGGUCUGGCCCCGACCACCCAGCAGCAGGGCAACGCCCUCGCCAAGCAGAUCGGGGCGGUUAAAUACAUGGAGUGUUCGGCUCUUCUGCAGGACGGCGUCAGGGAGGUGUUUGCUGAAGCUGUGAGGGCGGUGUUAUAUCCUGUAACGAAAAAGAACCCCAAGAAGUGCGUGCUGUUGUAAUAAAUGGUUCCCGCGUUUGGACUGUGGAGAGGGAUGAUGGAGAUCCACAGAUGCAAAGGAAGGCCGAGGAACAAAGGUCGUCAUCUGGCUGCCGUCUCACCACCUCCAGCAGUUCAGACUUUUGUUUCCAGCUCCUCUGUUACUCCUCUCUUCCUUAUUCAUCUCCUGGAGGAUUUCACCUCGUUGCCAUCAUCGCCAAAGUGACUAUGUUUUAAAAUGGGGGCAACUGACCGUAUCUCCUCUAUUUUUCUUACAUUUUUAACUUUCGAUAUUUACACUUUUCCAAUUUUUACACCUGUUCUAGAUUUAUAGCUUCUCUGCUUUGCCUUAUAAAAUGCUGAUCAUGGUUGUCACAAGCCAUAAUAACAUCCAAACCAACCAACCAAGCUACCCUGUUUGACUGGAGAGAAGAGAUCUGCCUUUUUUUUUGUUCAGGUGGAGAAAUAAUGACUACCUCAUACUCUCACCUAGGUUGCAUCUCAUGAGUCUCAAGCAGUGCCACCAUCAAGAUGCUUCGACUUGCCUAUUUAGAUGUAAUGAACAGCCAAGUAGAGGGUGAACACGUUUUUAAUUUCAAGCAACUUGAGUCCAGACAAGGUGUGAUGACUCCCGGACGAAUGCCAGUACACCAUAACCAAUAUGCACAGAUUAGAGGUUAAACUCCCAAGCUGCAAUUCCCCUUGUGCUCAGUCUGGCAUGUUAGAGCUGUCCGGCAGGCUGCACUUCCAGCCUCUUGCACUGCUCUCUCAUUGCCACGCAUGGAAGAGCCAGUAGGCCUUUGAAGAUAAGCCGGACCCAUUAAAAGCAGCCGACCGUUUGCCCUCUUCUUCAGCAAUAGAGGAGCAGGUGUCAUAAGGCGCCUGCCAAAUUAACCCACGCUGGUACACGGUUUCUCGAGCUGACAUAUCAGAAAGUCACGUUGUAGCACAGCUCUCCUGUCUACGUCUUAACUCUUGAUGCUCACACCGAGUGCCAUUAAAACAUGCCUAAGAAUGACUUUUUGACGCGGUGGGGUCAAAGAGACUGUGUUUUGUCUAAUAAUGUUGAAUUUACUCUGUAAAUGAUUUUUUCUCUCCUCAAAUGUUUUUAACCUACGAGUGCGGUUAUGGCCAAAGUUGAAUAUAUUUUUUUGUAAUAGCUUAUGUUUAUUUGAUCAGUAAGAUGUUUGUGUGUAAUAGUUAAUACUCAGAUUUGAUAAACACCAUAAUGCACCCCGUGUCAAUUACAUUGUUGCCUUACAUUUAAUGUCAGCAGACUUAUGACCACUGCGUGAUUAAAUCAGUAUAGCAUAUUAAACCAGAAUAUGUUUGUACUGGCUUGUGCUAGGCUAUAUACACGUAUUUUCCUAUAUUUUCUUGGUUAGUGAAUUAUCAUUUCAACUUUGGAAGAAGCACUGUGUCAUAGCUGCCUAGUUAAUUUCACAACUUAAUCAACAAUAUAGAAGGAGCCUUUUAUUUGGUCAGGUGCCUUUUUAUCGAAACCAAAGACCAUAGCAGUGCUCCUUUGUCAAACCCAAAGGUUCUCAUUAUAGUGAUGCAAGUGUCACAAGACCUUUUUUGAAAUGCAGGUCCAGCCAACUCUGGGUUUCAUUUCUGACAUUUUUUCCGAAGCUUUCUAUCUUAGUUCCUGCCAGUAAAACACUUCUCGCAGCCCUCUUUGUAAGACACAGGUGCUAAACUGACAACUUGUGCAGCAAGUCUGAGCGUUUGUGAAACUGAAGACAUGAAACGGAGUGCACAUGGCGCACAGCUCUUAACAGAUUGUGGUUUACAUCCCUGCAUUGCAUGUUGCAGUGAGGGCAAGGCACGAGCACAUCUUGCACAUACAGUUAGUAAGAGCUGCGUUGGUGGAGCGUGCCUUGUCGCCUCUGAAACUUUUAUACAUUUUAUAAAAUAUUUUUUUAGUAAUGACUGGCUGCUAAUUUGUGCUCACAGCCGCCAGUAAUACCAGCAACCCUUUUUACUAUAGUUAUUUUCAUUUACUCGCUCGAGCAGAGUGUAUUAUAAGUCAACCUACAUUGUGGCCUGUGUAAAGUUUAGAAAAACCGAAGCGCAACACGAGCAGGAGACUUUGUGUAACAACAGUGAUGCGGUUUGAGAUCUGCCAAAGGAUGUGUGAAAAUUUCCCAGAUGGGUGUGUGGAGGGUUGAAUGUAAGUGCAUAAUAUGUCAAACUGUCAACUGUGGUGAGUUUGUGUUUUUUUGCCGUGUCCUGAUUUCACUCAGAUAAUGCUGUUGAAGUGGAACAUACACCUGUGGGCUCUCUUGUCUGUGUCCCGGAGCUGUAUGCUACCGUGUGCGUGGUACUACGCUUUUACACUGGGAACUUGAUUUGUAGAAAUCUGUUUGUAAUUGUUUUAUAUAUAACAAAAAGCAUAUUUGUAUAAAUGAACUAACAGUGAGAUGAUUUUAAAUUAUGCCAAAUAAAAUGGUGGUUCAAACCAGA